Messenger RNA from Haemorhous mexicanus (house finch), 1501 nucleotides. It is a transcript of the gene PSMD8, whose product is annotated as proteasome 26S subunit, non-ATPase 8. The coding region runs from base 28 to 921 and encodes 297 amino acids. Gene Ontology annotation, biological process: proteasome-mediated ubiquitin-dependent protein catabolic process. The record is from RefSeq and is a predicted model, not a curated record. Gene Ontology annotation, cellular component: nucleus; proteasome regulatory particle; proteasome regulatory particle, lid subcomplex. The transcript has 7 exons. NCBI's taxonomy places the organism in Eukaryota, Metazoa, Chordata, Aves, Passeriformes, Fringillidae.
GCGGCAGUGUCGCGUUGGCGCGCAGUCAUGGCGGUGCCGAACGGGGCCGGGGCCGCGGCCGGGACGGGCCCGGGGGGACCCGGGCUGGGCCUGGCGGUCCCGGGGGUCCCGGUGGGGCCCGGGGGAGGCCUCAGGGCCGCGGCCGGGCUCUACGAGCAGCUCAAGGGAGAGUGGGGCCGCAAGAGCCCCAACCUGGCCAAGUGCGGGGAGGCCCUGGGCAGGCUCAAGGUGGCUCUGCUGGACCUGAACUUCCUCCCCACCUCCGGCUCGGCCAUGACCAAGCAGCAGCUGAUCCUGGCCCGGGAUAUUUUGGAGAUUGGGGCGCAGUGGAGCAUCCUGAGGAAGGACAUCCCCUCCUUUGAGCGUUACAUGGCUCAGCUCAAGUGCUACUACUUCGACUACAAGGAGGAGCUGCCCGAGUCGGCGUCACGGCACCAGCUGCUGGGGCUGAACCUGCUGUUCCUGCUGUCCCAGAACCGCGUGGCCGAGUUCCACACGGAGCUGGAGCGGCUGCCGGCCCCCGACAUCCAGGGGAACCUGUUCAUCAGGCACCCCGUGUCCCUGGAGCAGUACCUGAUGGAGGGCAGUUACAACAAAGUGUUCCUGGCCAAGGGCAACAUCCCAGCAGAGAGCUACACCUUCUUCAUCGACAUCCUGCUGGACACCAUCAGGGACGAGAUCGCGGGCUGCAUCGAGGCCGCCUACGAGCGCAUCCUGUUCCCCGAGGCCGCGCGGAUCCUGUUCUUCAGCUCGCCCCGCAAGAUGACCGACUACGCCAAGAAGCGGGGCUGGGUGCUGGGCCCCUCCAACUACUACAGCUUCGGGGGGCGGCAGCAGAAGGCCGAGGACCCCCCGAUCCCCUCGACGGAGCUGGCCACGCAGGUCAUCGAGUACGCCCGGCAGCUGGAGAUGAUCGUCUGAGAAACACAAAAUUCCUCCAUUCCCUCUUUUUUCCCAUUUUUUUCUGCAUUUUUCCGCCUUUUUUCCGUGAUUUUUCCGCCUUUUUUCACCUUUUUUGGGGGUUUCUAACGUUUAGAGUGGGUUUUUUUGAGGGGGUUUCUCCCCUUUCCCGUGUUAACACCUCCAAAAUUUCCCCCAAAACCCCGUUUAUUUUCCUUAUUUCUCUUAUUUUAUUGCGAUUUUGGGGGUUGAAGUAUUUUUGGGUUAAAUAUUUAAAAAGGGGUUUGGGAUGCUCUCUGAGACCCCCUGGACCCCCCCAAAAUCCCCAUUUAUUCCAUUUUCUCUUCAGUUUUUUUGCAUUUUUGGGGGAGUCUUGAUGUGGGAACCCCAAAACCCCCUCAGACCCCCCCAAAACACCCCCAAAUCCUCCUUUUAACUCCCAUUUCCCCUCAUUUUCGGGAGGUUUCACAAUUUAAAGGUUCGUGUGGGGAUUUGGUGACCCCCCCCCCCCCACCCCUUUUUGGUCGGAACCGGGGGGCUGAGCCCCCUCCCCAAAAAUACGAACCCCAAAAUGUUGUUCCAAUAAAGUGCUGGAGCUGGA